Molecule: messenger RNA, 2927 nt
Organism: Zingiber officinale
Lineage: Eukaryota; Viridiplantae; Streptophyta; Magnoliopsida; Zingiberales; Zingiberaceae
Exons: 3
Coding region: 463-2730 (755 amino acids)
Molecular function (GO): DNA binding; protein dimerization activity
Source: RefSeq, a predicted model, not a curated record
GCCUUCGUCACGUGUUUCUCACGAGUCGGUUGUCGUUUUCUGCGUGGGACAGAGGGACAGGGAGAGUUUCGGGACAGAAGAUUUGAUCUCAAGAAACCCUAACUUUCCUAAGUCGCGUUGCGAGCCAUUGUCGCCGCAACUGCUGUGCUUCGUUCUUCUUCAGCAACCAUCGUCUCCUUCACGUACGCGUCUGUCUCCUCCUCCCUGUGCGUCCGGUGUGCGUCGACCGGCACUGUGACUGACUUCGAUUAAAGGUACGCCACCAUCCGCCUCUGUCCCUUCUCCAUCUAUCUCAUCUGUGGGUCUCUGUUCUUUACUUCUUUGGCCGUCUCUGUCCCGUCUGCAUCUCUGAAGGCUGUUGGCCACGUCUGUGGUUCGCGAGCUGCUGUUGCAGAGUUGCAGUGUCGUUGGUGAAGCUGAAGCUGCGUGGUGGUGUUCUUGUUCUUCUUUAAUUUCACGAAAAUGAGUAGAGAAGCUAGUGUUGGUGGGUCUGGUGAAGCAAGCUCCAAUAGUGGUGCAGCCACUCCAAGCGUAGCUUCCACAACUAGUGGAACUUCAGAUUCCAAAAGAUUGGCAGUGAAUGCUCCUGGAAAUAGAUCUGAUCCAGGUUGGAAACAUGGAAUUGCAGUUGAUGAAAAUCCAAAGAAAGUGCAAUGCAAAUACUGUCAAAAGGUGAUAAAUGGAGGGAUUUAUAGACUCAAGCAUCAUUUGGCAGGAACACAAAAGGAUGUUGGAGCAUGCAAGGCUGUUAGUGAUGAUGUAAGGAAGGAAAUGUGGAAAAUUGUAUCCUCAUUGCAAGAAAAUUUAAUAAAGAGGGCAAAGGAGAUUGAAGGAAGAUCAAGUGAUUCAAGUCCUCUUGGCCAAUAUGAAGAUGAGGAGGUGGAGGGUGCAAAAAGACAAAGGCGAGAAAUUGCAAAGAAUCCUGCUGAUCUAUUCAAGAAAAGGGGUGUGAGUAGUCAAACUACCAUCAAUGGCAUUUUCAAGAAGAAUUUGAGGGAGGAAGCUUGCCAAGGGAUUGCCUCUUUUUUCUACAAUAAUGCUAUACCUUUUCAUGUGGCAAAAAGUGAUGAAUUCAAGAAGAUGCUAGACUUGGUUGCAAGACAUGGUAUUGGCUUUAAGCCUCCAUCCUACCAUGAGAUUAGAGUCAAGUAUUUGAAACAACAAGUUGAUUGCACCAAAGAAGUUAUAGAGCAGCACAAAGCAUUUUGGAAGAAAAUGGGAUGCACAAUUAUGACUGAUGGGUGGACAGAUAAGAGGAGGAGGACUAUAUUAAACUUCUUGGUUAAUAGUCCUAUGGGAACCAUUUUUUUGAAGUCAAUUGAUGCAUCUGAUAUAUCUAAAACAGCUGACAAGAUUUUCAAGUUGAUGGAUGAAAUUGUUGAAGAAGUUGGUGAAGAGAAUGUAGUGCAAAUUGUCACAGACAAUGCAGCAAACUACAAAGCAGCCGGGGAGAUGUUGAUGGGGAAGAGAAAGAGGCUAUAUUGGACGCCUUGUGCAGCUCAUUGCAUCGAUUUAAUGUUGGAGGAUUUUGAAAAAAAGAUACCAAUACAUAAAGAGACAAUUGCACGAGGUAAAAAGAUCACAACUUACAUCUAUUCAAGGACUGCGCUUAUUUCUCUAUUGCAUCAUUUUACCAAAGAAAAGGAUUUGAUUAGACCAGCCACUACCCGUUUUGCCACAUCUUACUUGACUUUGGGUUGCUUGAAUGACAAUAAGGGAGCAUUGAUUAGAAUGUUUACAUCCAAAGAAUGGAAAUCUAGUCAAUUUGCAAAGACUAAAGAUGGAAAGGUUAUUGAAAAUGUGGUAAUGGAUAAGGACUUCUGGAAAAGCAUUAUUACAUGCUUGAGGAGUGCUUAUCCUUUGAUCAAAGUCCUUCGUUUGGUAGACUCAGAUGAGAAGCCUGCCAUGGGGUUCAUUUAUGAGGAAAUGGACAGGGCCAAAGAAAAGAUACAAGCUGCCUUUAAUGGUAUUAAGAAAAGUUACUUGCCUCUAUGGGAAAUUAUAGAUGCAAGAUGGGAUAAUCAACUACAUCGGCCUUUGCAUGCUGCGGGCUAUUACCUUAACCCUCAAUUUCAUUACAGUCCUAAUUUUAAAGCUGACUUUGAAGUGAAAAGAGGAAUAUAUGAUUGUCUACAAAGGAUGGUUGAAAGUAUGGAAGAAGUAAAGAAGAUUGAUGCUCAACUGGAAGACUUCAAAUAUCGAAAGAAAUUCUUUGGUAGUGCAGUAGCCACUUGUGGAAUUGAAACCAAAACUCCAGCACAAUGGUGGGAAUCAUAUGGUUAUGAACAUCCUGAGUUGCAAAAGUUUGCUAUUCGUGUUUUGAGCUUGACAUGCAGCUCAUCUGGCUGUGAGAGGAAUUGGAGUGCAUUUGAGAUGGUCCACACUAAGAGAAGAAAUCGUUUGAAGGCAAAAACGAUGAAUGAUGUAGUCUUUGUGAUGGCUAAUUCAAAAUUAGCCAAGAAGAAGGAAUUGAGGAAAGUCAAUGACUAUAGCAUUGAUGACCUAGCUUCUGAUGAUGAUUGGAUUGUGGAUGAUAGUGAAAAUUUAGAUUUGGAUGCUUCAAAUGAAGAUUUGGUUCCAGUUGAAGAAGGACCUAGUAGUGGAGCACCUCAUGAUGAUUUGGAGCUGCCUAGUUAUGAUGAUGAUGAAGUUGAAGAAGGUGGAGAUGCCAUGGAGGAUGCUGGAGAUGAAGAACACAUGGAGGAUGAUUAUGAAUUCAUGAAUUUAUGAAGUUUAGAACUUGACUAUUAUUUUUCAUGUUGUAGACUUAUAUGUUAUCUAAAAUUUGUGACUUAUGACUUAUUUUAUGUGUGGAUUGUAGAAGACCUUAUAAAUGUUUAGUUUAAUCAAAUGUUUAAUGUGUUUUUGAGGUUAUUAAUCUUAUCUAUGUUAUUUUCUAUGAGUAUAUAUAUGUUUAUAUAUAAUUU